CUUAAUUUUCUUAUAAUAAAAAAAGGAAGUAGAAUUCAAUUUUAUUAGGAUUAAAUAGGUUUAUGUAAUUAAAAAUCCAUAUCAUCCUAAAGUGCUCCUUGGAUGGAAGGAGUGCAAGAAAAAUGGCUUUCUUGUAAACUCUUUUAUUCUAAGAAAAACGCGGAGAAGCAUUAUUUGCUGACGAGCCAUUAUAACAGAGUGCAGCAGGGCGGCGGAGGAGGGCGUUCGAGCUCCUCCUGCGCCGCCUGCAAGCUGCUGAAGAGGAAGUGCUACGCCAACUGCCAGUUCGCGCCCUACUUCCGCCCCGACGGCGACCCCAAGAGGUUCGCCAAGGUGCACAAGGUGUUCGGCGCCAGCAACGUCGCCAAGAUCCUGAGCGAGGUCCCGGAGGAGCGCCGCGAGGACGCCGCCAACUCCCUCGUCUACGAGGCCGAGGUCCGCCUCACCGACCCCGUCUACGGCUGCAUUGGCGCCAUCGCCUCCCUCCAGCGCCGCAUGGCCCAGCUCCAGUCCGACCUCUUCCUCGCCAGAGCCCGCCUCGCUUCCUAUUCUUCCUCCUCCUCCGCCGCCGCACCGGCCGCUUGCUGCUCGUCCUCUUCCGAUUCCUCCUUCUUCUUCCACCCUCCUCCUACCCCUCAGGCCGUCGCCACCAACGCCGAUUUCCCGAAGUCCUUCUCCGGCGAGUUCCCGCCGCCCGGUGAGUUCUACGACCAAUUGUCUCUCGUCGCCGAUGACAGUCCUCAGUUUGGACAAUACCCUUUCAUCCCUUGGCAUUAAUUAAGCUGUAAAUUAAAUCAUGCUUAUUUGCUUUCUUAAUUAUUACUCCCUAAUCAUGAUUGUGUAUAUAAUUCUUCUUUACAUAUUACUCCGUACUUCAUUAAUCCUUAUAGAGUUCCAAGUAUAAAUGAAGAAGAGUCAUGAGUACUCACAUUAAUACAUUAAUUUUGAUAUUAAAAUUUAGAGUGGAUU
This is a messenger RNA of Cuscuta campestris, 969 nucleotides long. The record is from the annotation of a GenBank genome assembly. Lineage: Eukaryota; Viridiplantae; Streptophyta; Magnoliopsida; Solanales; Convolvulaceae.